AUGAGCUGUGUGGCUUGGGUGGCAUUGGUGCUCUCUGAGCUUGAUUGCUCCGACUCCCGCGUCAUGUCCCAAUUGAAGCCAUUGGAGAAGUUCCUUGACCGAGCAUGGCUUCUGCCCAUGCAUAUUGCAUCUGGAAUGAACAAAGACGAGCAAUCAUUCCGAAACCUCUCUCUGUCGUUCCGCGGGGCUGAGCGGCAAAGCCCUACAGUGCUGCAAAUGGCUUUACGGUUCAGUCGGGUAAUGGAGCGCCAAGCUGACACCAUGGCAGGAAACACAGAGGCGCGCCUCAAGAAGGUCAUCGGGCAGUUCAAUGAGAGCCCAGGACUACAUGUCAAACACCAAAUUGACAGUGACAAAGAGCGUACAAUUUUGAAUUUGCUGAUUGGCACCACCAAGGAAUCAAGAGACAUCAUGAACAAUCACCUCACCUUCACGAAAUGGAAGGAUAGUGCAUUCAGCACAGAGCAGCUACGCACGACACGGUGGCUGCUUGGCGCGCGACCCAAGAACACGGUGGAGAACUACCAGGACAUGUUGACAGUGACCGCGCAAGCCCAGUGCAUGUUGAUGGAGCUCCACAUCAAGUGCUUUACAAAUGCCACACGACGGAUGAAAGCAAGUGCCCGAAAUCGAGCGCGAGCAAAUGCCGAAGAGUUUGACAAGCUUGUGGACUUCGCUUGUGUCUUCUCUUACAUCCGUCAGUGCGCCAAGCGAGCUACUGCCAAGCCUGAUGUUGACGCCAAGCUUCUUUCAGCUUUUCUCUCGAAGGACUACUUCCAAGACAUUGAAGCUGUCAUCGCCUCGCGGAAUCCACAGUUUCGCGUGCAGUCUUUGGUUGUUUGGCAGGACAUUGUGGAGCCACCUGCUUUGCCAACUGUGCUUCAAGGCGAUGAGUCCGCAGAUUUGAUCGCUGCCCAAGAACUGGCAAGCGCGAGCAAGUUCAAUGAGGUGCACAUCAAGCUCACUGCUGACUGCCUUGCCAUGAGCAGGUUCAAUGCGGAGAAAGCGAAGCUCUCCAGCAAGCGCCAUGUAGCCAAAGUUCUUCAUGAGAAAAACCAGCUGGCUACAGGAAAGAAAGUUGUGGAGGACUUUAUGUUGAGCAACUGCUUCAUGGGCCUUGUGGGGGACAUGGUCGUUCCUGCGGAAGUUGACAAGAUCAUCAAAGCGACCCAAGUGAAGCAGCAGGUGGAUCGGGAGACCGUGAAUGUCUUUUGCUUUUCGAAGCUUUGGCUGGCUCAGCUGACAUCGGAGACGCCGCGAGCAAUCGAGGAAAGCGAGUUUGUGGUUCCCAUGGCCUCUGGAGUGUCCUCAGCGGAAGGUCGGCGAAACUAUACAGACCUCCAAGAGACGGCCCAAUGGCUUGGAGGAUUGGAAAUCCCCAAGUGCAUCCUCAAAGACCUCUUGUCAGUGGGCCCUGGUUCUGAGAUGCUGCUUCCAACUGUUGUGGUCAAUGGCAUGCUGUAUGAUGGCUGUGUCGAGCGUGCGUGUUUGGAUCUGGGGCUGCCAUGUGUGAGUCAGACUGACAAGCAAGUCUACUUCAACACAGCGCUGACCAUUACCAAGAACAGGAUCCUGGCCAUGUGGAAGGAUGGUGAGGGUGUGAUGGCUGACAAGCUGCCACGAUAUAGAGCUGAGAUCGACGAAGACACUUUGCCGCGUCCUGUUCAAGAACCGGAGCUCAAAAUUUGCACUUUGCUGGAUGGCACGUUGUCCUUUGGCACUCGUGCUGAGAAUGCGGCUGCCGCAGAGGCUGGUUUGGCAGACGCAGCUGCCCCAAUGCCCCCGAGCUUGGAUUGGGAUACUGCUUUUGCAGGUGAGCCCCGUGAAGCUGCUGCGUGGCAUGCUGCCUAUGAUGGGAAAGUGAAAGGCAAAUUUCAGUGGUGUCCCGAGCUCACAGGCUAUUUGGUGGGAGAUGGUGAUGACAUCACCAAGUUCUUCCUUGAAGCAUCUGCGGACUAUGAAAUCACCGGGCUGGAAUCCAAUGAAGCUUUCCUCACCUAUGGGGCCGGAACCUGGCUCCAGGAUGCGAAAGUUGAUGCCUACCUCGAAGAAUAUCCUCAGGGCAAGGGGGUGUUGUGCAGCUUUACUUCAGACAUGUGCAAUGUUGUGCUCGAGGAAAACAGUCAAGAUUCGACUGUGAAGAAGCUGCGAGAGGUCAUUCAGAAGUGCGAAUCUGAUGGCUUGGUCGACAUUGACCUAGGAGGUCAUACAUACACACGCCCACCGAGCGUGGUGCAAGGUUCUGCGACAGAUCAGUUUGACGUUGCACCAAAGCAAGGAUCGAAGAUGUUGUGGCGCCCAAACAAUGUGCAGCUCACUGGCCUUCGUGCAACAAACGCAGCCAGUUUCUUCGCGUGCCAUGUGUUGGAUUCAUCGCCAGGACUGGAGAAGGUGUGGCGCAUGCGUGUCCACAAGAACGAGAAGGCUCUUUGCAGUGCCAAACCAUUGUGGUUCCUGGCCAAGAAGCUCAAGGUCCCGAAGGAUCAUGUCCAACGCGUGGUGUGA
Molecule: messenger RNA, 2505 nt
Organism: Durusdinium trenchii
Lineage: Eukaryota; Dinophyceae; Suessiales; Symbiodiniaceae
Source: the annotation of a GenBank genome assembly